Messenger RNA from Pseudoliparis swirei, 4017 nucleotides. RefSeq names its product TNFAIP3 interacting protein 1 (gene tnip1). The record is from RefSeq and is a predicted model, not a curated record. NCBI's taxonomy places the organism in Eukaryota, Metazoa, Chordata, Actinopteri, Perciformes, Liparidae. The coding region runs from base 729 to 2678 and encodes 649 amino acids. The transcript is spliced from 18 exons. Gene Ontology annotation, biological process: regulation of transcription by RNA polymerase II; cellular response to lipopolysaccharide; negative regulation of canonical NF-kappaB signal transduction.
GACAAAAGACACCUCUUUGUUCUUUUGUUUGCCGGCUAACGGCGCUUCCCAACACACUUACUGCGGCAAUAAAAGCAUUUAUAGUGGGUUUAAAAAGACGAGCGGAGCGGCUUCCGGUCCCGCACUGUCAUGUAGCUGGUAGCUAGCCGACGGCUAACGAGGAUGCUGCUCGCGAUUUGCAUGACAACAGCGAAAACUAAUAUUAGCCUCCUUCAGCCAAUCGAGGUAGAUAUCGAUAUCUGGAUUGUGCUGGAUUUGACUCGACUAUUGGGUAGAUGUUUGUUUUCAGGUUUCAUCGAACAUUUACCAUUUUUCUCUGUGUUUUUUUGUCUUUUCCCCCCUUUGGAUGUGAGCGAUGUAGGAGUGAACCAUCACACACGUUAGCUCACUCUUGCCAUAUGGUUCACUAUUUGGCACCAGGGGGAUAAUGUUGCUGCUUUUCAGCUCUCAAAGCUGUGAAUCUGUAUUUCAUUCUCUGUGCUUCGAUCGUAUUUUCUUGUCCUGGUGUAGAUUAUAAAGUGAGAACAAGGGUUUCUAGCUCACAGCACAGACCUCAUCUGAGUGGGUGGUAUUUAUUUAAUCUGCCAUCAAGAAGUAACAGAAACAUGUUUAUAUUUCUUAGGUUUGUAAUAUUGCGGCAUUAAUAGCGGCGGUUCAUCGAUGUUUCUAAUGAAGGACAAUUAGUACCAAGAAUUCAGAGAACCAUGUCUAGGAAGUGAGCGACGGCGAUGGAAGGGAAAGGCCCGUACCGCAUCUAUGACCCCGGUGGGAGUGAGGUCAAGGCCCGGGAGGAGGCCGGCGGGGGGGGCAGCUACAGGCAGCUCCUGGAGGAGAACGGCAUCCUGAGGGAGCGCAUGAGGGGACUGAGGAGCUUAGGCGAGUUGCUGGAAGAGUCUCAAUCGGAAGCGUCGAAGCUCCGUCAGCGGGUGGAGGAGCUGGUGAGAGACAACGAGGCCCUCAAGUCCUCCAGCUUCGCCGCCAGUCUGUGCAUGGGAGGGCCGGUUCACACGGAGGCGCAGAGCAGGCCUCACGUACUUGAUGGUAAACACUGUUUACACCCCGCUGCCGAGCAGAAGGAGGAGCAGGCCAGCUGCUCGGGGAAGACCCUCCAGCCCGAGAAGCCCAGCGAGGCCUCAGAGUUCGAGGUGGUGAAUGUAGAGGGGAAGACUUCAGAUGUCUUGACUGCCGGGUCCGCGGUCCCCGUCGUGCCUCAGGAGAACAUCGGGCUGGUCAGCCAGCUGAAGAGACUGGAGAGCUCCUUCAGCAUCUUCGCCGAGGAGUCCAACCCCAACCAGCUGCUGGCUCACCUGGGGCGCAUGGCGGUGGAGUUCCACCACCUGUCCUCUAAGGUCCAGAAGAAUGAGCAGAGGACUUCCCUCCUACAGACUCUCUGUGAGCAGCUCAGACAGGAGAACAAUGAGCUCCGGAAGAAGAUGGACGAGGAUCAUCACAUCAGGAACCACGACCUGGACCAGCUGAGGCAGGAGAAUCUGAAGCUCAAGGAGCUGGUGACGGGACCAGCAGCGACACUCGACACCGAGGAGCCGGUGAAGGAGGAAUCGGCUGCGGUGAGACCCAAGAUGGAGGCCACCACCCCGCAGAAGAGUGGAAAAGCUGCAGAGAAAAGCCAGAGUCGGCCGUGUGACGUCGAGGUGUACGAAAAGAAGAUCAAGCUUUUGGAGAAGCAGAGGAAGGAUGUUCUGGAGGUGAACAAGCAGUGGGACGUCCAGUGGACCUCCAUGAAGGCCCAGUUUGAACAGAAGAUCACAGACCUCAGGCAGCGGCUGGCCGAGUCCCAGAAGACGGUGGUUGAGCUGGAGGCGGAGCGCGAGCAGCGGCAGCGCGACUACGACAAGAAGCUGCUGCUCGCCAAGUCCAAGAUUGAGAAUGUGCAGGGGGAGAAGGAGUGCCUCAACUCUGAGACCACGGAGCUGAAGCAGAAGAUCCGCUACCUGCAGGACCAGCUGCUGCCCCUCAGCAAGCAGAGGGAGUACCAGGAGAAGGAGAUCCAGCGGCUCAACAGGGCUCUAGAGGAGGCCCUGAACCUGCACACCCCGUCAGCGUCUCAGCAGCCGCCGGGUCAGAGCACCUUCGCCGACGCAGCCAAUAACCUGAAGAAACAGGAGCUGCUCACUCAGAUCGCUGUGCUGAAGGAACAGGUGAAGAUCUUUGAAGAAGACUUCAGGAAAGAGAGGAGCGACCGCGAGCGCAUGAACGAGGAGAAGGAGGAUUUGAGGCGGCAGGUUGAGAGACUUCAGGGUCAGAUCACUAAUCUGACCAAUCAGCUCCACCAGGCACAGAACGAGUGUCAGAGGGAGCGGACGGAGCGAUGUAAGCUGGAGCGACUCCAGAUGCAGCACCACAAACAGGUGGGACCGCAGGGCCCCGAGGGCUGGCCCACACACUUCCCUCCCCGGAUGCCCAAUGCAGCCGGCGCCACCGCACCGCCCCCCGUACGAGACCUCCAGCCCGUUGCCCCGGGUUUUCCGUGGCAGUCGUCGUUCCCGCAGCCGAGAGGAGCCAGAGCCGUGGGCGAGAGCUCCAGACCCCCCGCCGAGAAUGCAGACCAGUCCUCCGCCGCAGCGACAACAACAACAACAACAGCCUCUGCAGCGACGGCCACGACGGCCGGAUUUGGGAAAAGGGAGCGACAGAACAUUGACCCCGGAAAGCACUAAAGCAUCACGCCCACCAAGAGGAUUCUGGGUAGUAGCAUGAAAUCAGUUUGUUUUUGAGUUGACACGGUGUGAUUUGACCUAUAAUUUUCCUACUGAAGUGUAGAUAUCCUAUUGUAAUGUUGUUUAUACUUGCGUUUUAUAAGGAUAUUUGUGGAACACUUCGCUGAGUAUAUACAUUAAAUAUUAUUUACUUUAGGUUUGUUUUGUUUUUUAUCAGGAACUGAAGUCAUUCAUUAAAAUAGGUUGGAAUAAUUAACAUUGAUCUUUUUUUCCAGAGAGUAUACCUCCGUGCUUGUAUCUCUGUAACGACCCGACGCGUGUUACAGGAAGCCAUCCCCCCAAUGAACAUGUCCUCAUUCCCUCGCUGAACGUCAUGCGUGUGCAUUACGUCAUCGACCGCGUGAUCUCCUCGGUCCCAUCGAUGUUAUAGAAAUAUGUCCCAUGCGUGUAACUGUUCAAAAAGUGGUUGUUGGAAUACAAAAAUGUUGGGAAAAUGACAUUUUCAUGGUAUCAUACCAAAAAAAACAUGAUUGUGAUUAUUGAUAAUUUAUUUAUAACCUGCUGUUUUGAUAGUUGCAUUGACUCCGUGUGAAUCAUCGUCUUUAGUAACGCUGUUCUUUCUAUGUCGUUAGUGUAACCCCAAUAUAUCGUAGCUAUUGACAUUGUCCGUUUGUAUCAGACACAAUACACAAUGCACAGGACAUACACACAACCCUUUGUUCCCAUGACGAUGGACCUAAUCUCAUUAAACACAACUUCUACUUGAUUUGACCACUCAUUCCGAUCCUCAUGCUCAUCGUAUACUGCAUCCUGUGUCAUCGCCCACAGCUCAGCCCCGACGCCCAGGAUCUGGACCUCUAAGAUCUAGACCUGCAGAUGGAGACCUCUUCCCUUCGUAGAGGUGUAGUCAGUGCAGCUAGUACUGAAACAUUAAAAACGUUGCUCGAGCAUCAGAGGAAGAUUUUCACCAGUAUUUAGGGGCCCCAGAUCCAAUUGUUGCGCAAUACAGCUGUAACUCCUCCCCCAGGAGGUGUGGCUCUGCUCUCUGCCCCGUGAUUGGCUGAGAAGUCAAGAGCCUCGAUAACGGGACAGUUACCGUUAGAUCCCCCUCCGGUAGAAGGGCUCUACAGUGUGCAGCGGUUGGAAGACGCUCCGUGUUAAAGUCCCGGCGAGCGGACAGGAAACGUUUUGCCGAAUUGCACUUUGAAGGUUGCGCUGUAGUUACUGGCAGUUGUAUUUUAUUGGUUUGUAGAAGUUUCUUUCUCUUUUUUUGCUGUAGGCAAAAGCACAUGUGAGACUUUUUGUAUUUGACUGGCUUAAUAAAUCUAUUCUAAAUGUC